AUGCUCGCCAGACUUGCUGUUCGCCGUGUCCCCAGAGUUGCCGUCGCCUCCGUGCGGUUCUCCUCGAGCUUGAAGGAGGGCUCGGUCGCCCAAUCCAGGGAAUUUAGCAAAAAAGAGAAGGCCCAUGAAGACCAAUAUAUUCGUCAACACGAGCAGCAGCUAUUGCAGAAGCUGAGAGACAACAUUGAGGCCAAGAAGGCCGAACUGGCCGCUCUUGAGAAAGAGCACCAGGAGGAGCUUGCCAAGGCGAAGUCCGAGUAA
Molecule: messenger RNA, 261 nt
Organism: Pleurotus ostreatus (oyster mushroom)
Lineage: Eukaryota; Fungi; Basidiomycota; Agaricomycetes; Agaricales; Pleurotaceae
Exons: 5
Coding region: 1-261 (86 amino acids)
Biological process (GO): negative regulation of ATP-dependent activity
Cellular component (GO): mitochondrion
Molecular function (GO): ATPase inhibitor activity
Source: RefSeq, a predicted model, not a curated record